AGGAAAUUGUUUUGCCAGCAAAAGAGAACGGGACUCCUGGCCCAGAGGCUGUGGUUCUGCCGGUCACGGGAACGGGGUUAGAGGUGAUUCCCAGGCUGCGUGGCCCGGUUCUCUGUUGGAGUUGGAAGUCACGUGUUCACUUGGGAGCCAGUAGUUUCUGAGAACUCCUGGGCGGUCCCCAGGUCUGAAGGGCUUCGUUCCUGUGGUGGGUUUGUACUCAAGAACUGGAAGUCUGCCUGGAAUGGGGAAGAAGGGUGACCCCGCUCCCCCCACGCCCCGAGUUUGGGGAGCGGGGAGAAACACGUUCAUUUAAAAAAUAAGUCGCGGUGGCAGAGAGCAGGGGCUGUAUUCAAAACAUAAAGAGGACGCUGCUGUUUCGGAUGCACCCCCAGAGGGAAGCAGCCCCAGCCCAGGAGUGGUGUCCCCACAGGGAGGUGGACCCCAACUUAGGCCAUGCGGGUCCUUGACAUUUUUCCAGAAAGGGAUUUAAGAACAGGUCAAAGUGAGGCAAUACAUUGAUUUUUAUCUGGAGAAGGAAGCCAUUCUCCAUUUCAGAUGGGGGGCCCUGAAUUCAGUUUCAUUCUCUACUAGGGAUUGUUUUCUGAUGUUUUUGAUGAAAAAUCUAUACUGAUUUCCCUUGGGGGGUGUUCAUUGUUCUGCGUUGUGAAUUUAAACAGUACUGCGUUGGUGUAACAUUGAGAACUAAUUGAGAGUAUGACAUGUGAAUGAAGACAUCAGAUUCUUGUGGUAUAAAUCAGAAAUAUCUAUUUACUGAGCAGUUUUCUUUCUCCUCUCUUUACUAAUUGGCACAUUAUAAUCAUACAUAAUAAUAGAUUCAUUGUGACAUACUCAUAUUUGUAUGUAACAUAGGAUCUGUUUUUCUUUAGGUCCAGGUCAGGAGAGAGGUUACUAAAGGACCUGUGGAUAAGGAUAAGGAUUGCCAAUCAAUUUAUUUAUUUUUUAAUAUUUUAUUAGUUAUUGGUGGACCUUUAUUUAUUUGUUUAUAUGUGGUGCUGAGAAUUGAACCCAGUACCUCAUACGGGCGGGGCAAGCUCUGUAGCCCCAAAUCCAGCCCCCGACAGUCAAUUUAAUAGUAUUAUUUGUGAUCAAAGUAUGUGGAAGGAGCACUUAAAUCUGACCUUUUUAAAACAUGGGCAGAAGAGAGGAGUGCAUGGUACAGGGAGGGGCAGCUUACCUGGUGGUGACUGAACAGGAAAGAGAGAGAGGAAGGGACCCCAGGACCCCCAUACUCCCUUCAGGGGCACACCUCCAGUGACCUAAUUUCUCCCCACUAGACUCCACCUCCUAAGAGUUCCUCCACCUCCCAAUAUUGCCACAGGCUGGGAACCAUACCUUUCGUAUAUCUGACUAUAAUGGGGAGCGGGAGGGGUGGGGAGCACAAAGAGUGUUUUGGAGCAUGUUAAAGACCUUCCCAGGAGAUGCAUUGGGGUUGCUAGGUGGGUUUGCAAGGGUGAGUGCAGAGAUGUGGGGCUAUGUACCUGCUCUGUGACUCUCCCCAUGGGGUAUGGGUGCAGACUGGGCAGGUAGUUGUGAGGGCAUAAGGGUGUAGAUGUCCAAAAAAGAGUAACACAGGGAGGGCCACAGUCUUCUGGGUGAAGAGGACAGGUGCAAAGGAGGGAGUGUGGGAAGCGGGUGUGGGGUGGGGAGGCCAGCUGCCAGGGCAGAGCUCUGAUGCCUUUUGUGCAGCCUCUGGUCAGCCAGGGUGGAGACCUCCAGGGAACUAUCUAAGGCCUGGCAUUCCAGGCAAGCCUCCGUCUCCAGUGCCCUGGAUCAGAGCUCCCUCUUCUUCAGAUUGGACUGUGGAGCCAGCCCCCUCCCAGGAGGCCAGGUGUGCAUGGCUGGGGGGCUCUCCUGGUGCAGGUCCAGGUUGGGGUCUGUCCCAGACCAAGGCCAGGUUGCAGCAGGAGGAGCUGCCGACUGCCCAUCCCACUGCCUUGUCUGGGAGGAAGCUCCCUAGAGUCCCGCCCAGCCUGCCCAGCCCACCACAAGAGCUUGACAUUCCAUCCUGACCAGAUUCUGUGUCACCAGGGCCCCUCUCCUGCCACAGGGGCUUUCCUGAGGAUGAGCCUGCUUCACCCCUGGGUGAGAUGCCAGCCUCUGUCCAUGGCUGGUGUCAGGGGAGUCCUUGCUGGUGCCUUCUUUGUCCUGGGCUGCUUGGCACUCUCCGUUUUCCAGCAGAACUUUCUUGAGGCCCUGGAGCCCAAGGACCUGGCUUCUUACUUUGGCCCCAGUGCUACCUUUGAAGGCCGUCCUUCCCCUCGUCUCCAGAGACGGAGACGGGCUGUAGGGGGCACCCUGCACCUGGAACUGCUGGUGGCUGUGGGCCCCGAUGUCCACCAGGCUCACCAGGAGGAUACAGAACGCUACAUACUCACCAACCUCAACAUUGGGUCAGAACUGCUGAGGGACCCGUCCCUGGGGGCUCAGUUCCGUGUGCACCUGGUGAAGCUGAUCAUUCUCACAGAGACCAAGGAUGCUCCCAACAUCACAGCCAACAUCACCUCGUCCCUGUUGAACGUUUGUGAGUGGAGCCAGACCAUCAACCCUGUGGAUGUCACAGACCCUGGGCAUGCUGACCUGGUCCUCUACAUCACCAGGUUCGACUUGGAGUUGCCUGAUGGCAACCGACAAGUUCGGGGGGUCACCCAGCUGGGGGGUGUCUGUUCCCCCUCCUGGAGCUGCCUCAUCACAGAGGACACUGGCUUCGAUCUGGGGGUCACAAUUGCCCAUGAGAUUGGGCACAGCUUUGGCCUUGACCAUGAUGGUGCACCAGGCAGUGAAUGUGAGCCCAGUGGCCAUGUGAUGGCAUCUGAUGGUGUGGUGCCAGUGCAUGGGGGCCUGGAGUGGUCCACGUGCAGCCGCCGGCAGCUGCAGCACCUGCUUAGCUUGGGACAGGUGCCCUGCGCGUGGGACCCACCACAGUCACCAUCUGGAUCCAAGGACCACCUGCUGGAUGUACAGCCAGGCCUCUACUAUGGCGCAGAUGAGCAGUGCCGGGUGGCCUUUGGCCCAGGGGCUUUUGCCUGCACCUUUACCAGAGAGGGCCUGGACAUGUGCCAGGCUCUCUCCUGCCACACAGACCCUCGGGACCAAGGUAGCUGCAGCCGCCGCCUCAUUCCCCUGCUCGAUGGGACAGAAUGUGGUACGGAGAAGUGGUGUUCCAAGGGUCACUGCCGCUCAUUGGCAGAGCUGACCCCCGUGGCAGCAGUGCAUGGACAGUGGUCCAGCUGGGGUCCCCGCAGCCCUUGCUCCCGCUCCUGUGGAGGAGGUGUGGCCACCAGGAGGCGGCGCUGCAGUAACCCCAGACCUGCCUUUGGAGGGCGUGCGUGUGUCGGGGCUGACCUCCAGGCCGAGAUGUGCAACACCCAGGCCUGCGAGAAGACUCAGCUGGAGUUCAUGUCGGAGCAGUGUGCCCAGACUGAUGGCCAGCCGCUGCACCUCUCCCCAGGCAUCCCCUCCUUCUACCACUGGGGUGCCGCAGCACAGUACAGUCAAGGGGAUGCUCUGUGCAGACACAUGUGCCGGGCCAUUGGCAAGAGCUUCAUUGUGAGGCGUGGAGACCAUUUCCUGGAUGGGACUCGGUGUGUGCCGAGCGGCCCUCGGGAGGACGGGGCCCUGAGCCUGUGUGUGUCUGGCAGCUGCAGGACAUUUGGCUGCGAUGGCAGGAUGGACUCCCGGCUGGUGUGGGAUGCAUGCCAUGUGUGUGGAGGGGACAAUAGCACGUGCAGCCCACAAAAGGGCUCCUUCACGGCUGGUAGAGCCCAAGAGUAUGCCACCUUCCUGACGGUCACACCCAACAUGACCAAUGUGCACAUAGUCAACCACAGGCCACUCUUCACGCACCUGGCCAUGAGGAUCCGAGGGCGCUACAUUGUGGCUGGGAAUGGCAGCAUCUCCCCCAGCACCACCUACCCCUCCCUACUGGAGGACAGCCGUGUGGAGUACAGAGUAACCCUCACAGAGGACCAGCUGCCCUACCUGGAGGAAAUCCGCAUCUGGGGACCAGCCCAGGAAGACAUGGAGAUUCAGGUGUAUCGGCGGCACAGCGAGGAGCACGGCCAGCUCACCCGCACCAACGUCACUUUCACCUACUUCCAGCCUAGGCAGCAGGCAGCCUGGGCAUGGGCCCCCAUGCGCGGGCCCUGCUCGGUGAGCUGUGGGGCAGGACUGCGCUGGGUGUCCUAUGGCUGCCUGGACCAAGCCCGGGGGCAGUGGGUGGAGACUGCCCAGUGCCAAGAAAGCCCCCAGCCUCCCUCAUGGCCAGAGUCCUGCAACCCUGCACCGUGCCCCCCAUACUGGCUGGCUGGAGACUUCGGCCCAUGCAGUGCCUCCUGUGGGGGAGGCCUCCGUGAGCGGCUGCUGAGCUGUGUGGAGGCACAGGGGGGCCUCCUGAGGACGUUGUCCCCGGCCCAGUGCAGAGCGGUGGCCCAGCAGCCAGCAGUGGAGGUGGAAACCUGCAACUCCCAGCCCUGCCCAGCCAGGUGGAAGGUAUCAGACACUGGCCCCUGCACAGUAGCCUGUGGAACAAGUGUGGCCUUCUGGAAUAUAACACCUGUGCAGGGGUCAGAUGGCCUGGAGGCACCAGCAACUACAGGGCCCUGCUGCAUGGAUGAGAGGUCACCUGCUCUCAAGCCCUGUACCAGGAUGGCAUGUCCUCCAGGCUGGAGUCAGCUGGACACCACGUCUCUUGGGGAAGAGGCCCCCUUGCCACUGGGCAGUGCCAGGCUAGAGGCUCAGGCCACACACAUGUGGACUCCUCUGACAGGGCCAUGCUCUGUCUCCUGUGGGCGAGGUCUGAUGGAGCUGCGUUUUCUGUGCAUGGACUCUGCCCUGGGGACACCUGUCCAGGAAGAGCUGUGUGGUGUGGCUGGCAAGCCUGGGAGCCGGCAGGAAGUCUGCUGGGCUGGCCCGUGCCCCGCUCGGUGGGAGGCCCGAGCCUUGGCACCGUGCCCAGUGACUUGUGGAGGGGGUCAGGUGCCCCUGGCUGUGCGCUGUAUAAGGUUGGACCACGGCCGCCCUGUCCCUUUGCCCCACUCCAAGUGCUGGCCAGUGCCCCGACCUGGCCCCUUUGAGGACUGCAGCCCAGAACCCUGUCCAGCCAGGUGGAAGGUCACAUCCCUUGGUCCUUGCUCAGCCAGUUGUGGCCCUGGCACUGCUGUCCGCACAGUGGCCUGCAUGCAACUUGAAGGAGGCCAGGACACUGAGGUGGAUGAGGUGUCCUGUGCAGCUCUGGUGCGGCCACAAGCCAGUGUCCCCUGCCUCCUCACUGACUGUACCUACCUGUGGCACGUUGGCACCUGGACAGAGUGCUCUGUCUCCUGUGGGGAUGGCAUCCAGCGCCGGCACGCCACCUGCCAUGGAGCCCAGGCACCUGUGCCAGCCAGCUUCUGCCAGCACUCACCCAAGCCAGCAACAGUGCGCAGCUGCCAAGCUGGGCCUUGUGAGGGGCGGGGGACCCUCCACUCAGUGCCCCACAAAGAAGCCACUGACCCCAGCCAGACCACAGCUGCUGUUGCUGGUGCUUCUCUGGAGUGGCCCCAGGAAAGCCUGGUGGAGUCCAGUGCCUGUGGCAGGCAGCACCUGGAGCCCACAGGAACCAUUGACAUGCGAAGCCCAGGGCAGGCGGACUGUGUGGUGGCCAUCGGGCGGCCCCUGGGUGAGGUGGUAACACUCCAAGUCCUUGAGAGCACCCUCAACUGCAGUGCAGGAGAGAAGUUGCUGCUUUGGGGCCGGUUCAUGUGGAGGAAGUUGUGUGGGAAGCUGUCUGGCCUGACUUUCAGCUCCAGGACCAACAUUCUGGUGGCUAAGCUACACCUUGUGUGGCCCGGAAGUGGAGUGCUGCUGGGGUACAGGAGCCAGCCUGCCCCUGGAACUUUCUACAGAGAAUGUGACAUACAGCUCUUUGGACCCCAGGGUGAAAUCGUGAGCCCCCUACUGAGUUCAGCGAUGACGGGUGCAGGGGGCUGCCGGGUCUUCAUCAGUGUGGCUCCACAAGCCCGGAUUGCCAUCCAUGCUCUGGUCACCCACAUGGGCCCUAGAACUAAGGGAACCAACGCCAGCUAUGUCUCAAUCCGGGAUGCCCACAGCCUGAGGACCACAACAUUCCAUGGGCAGCAGGCGCUCUACUGGGAGUCAGAGGGCAGUGAGGCUGAGGUGGAGUUUAGCCAGGGCUUCCUGGAGGCACAUGCCAGCCUGCAGGGUCAGUACUGGACCCUCAAUCCCAGAAUGCCAGAAGAGCCUGGAGCAUAGCCAGGCCCUGCCUUGGAUUUCUCUCCAAGCUUUGGAAGGAAAGAGAAGGAACCCAACACCUACUGAACACUAGUAGAUGUCUGGGCAACCUGCAGGGUUUAACUCUGGUCUCAGAGUGCCUUCCAACUAGGACUUCCAUCAAUCUUAGGGAUUCUCCUUUGGGGUCUUGGCCUUAGGUGUAGGAGGUGGAGACUCUUUGGGAAAGCAGUUCCCAGCCCUUCAGAUGUCAAUAAAGGAAAUGGGAGGCCUGA
Messenger RNA from Ictidomys tridecemlineatus (thirteen-lined ground squirrel), 6521 nucleotides. The record is from RefSeq and is a predicted model, not a curated record. NCBI's taxonomy places the organism in Eukaryota, Metazoa, Chordata, Mammalia, Rodentia, Sciuridae.